Ciona intestinalis (vase tunicate) is the source of this 1977-nucleotide messenger RNA. The record is from RefSeq and is a predicted model, not a curated record. NCBI's taxonomy places the organism in Eukaryota, Metazoa, Chordata, Ascidiacea, Phlebobranchia, Cionidae.
UUUAGUAGUAACUAGUAAUGGUUUUUUUCUUUGUAAUUAAACAAGGUGUUGUUUUCUAAACUGCUGGUGGGAUAUUUCGGCAGUAUAUAUGCUAUACUGUUGGAGGUCGACUACAGUUCAGCGGUGACGUCACCAUCAAUGACGUCAUUCGACUACAGCGAAAGGGUUUGCAGAAGUCCGCACUCUGACCAAAGUAAAUGUGGACAACACAUAUACCCGGAUAUAAAAGUUGUUCGUACUUCCCCCGAUACGAAUAGUUUUAGUCCAAACUGCACCCCGUUAAGUUUUCGCUGCCCAAGCUCCCAUCUACAAGCAGAAAACAAUGAGAACGAAGACUUGGCCAAUGACACUGAAUACUUGGACGCUAAGGAAUGGUUCACAAACGACAAAAUCCUUACACCGGUUCGAGAUUUUGCAGAUUCUCUUCACGCCCCAUUGCUUCCAUCUGAAGAAAAUGGAUCAGGAUGUACAUCGUGGUCGGUGAAUAAAUACCACCGAUCCAGUACCCCGAACAUCAUUGGGUUCGAGGCUCCUCCUGCCCACCUUCCAGGUGAAAUUACAGAUGAUGGUCUUAACAUUAUUGAAAGGAAAAGUAAGAUCUCUUUGCGAAGUUUUAGCGCCAGACAGUGGGGAGCAUUACUGGGUGUUUGUUACGUCAAUUUCGCUUCCAAUGCAAGCAUGUCGAUUCUGACUUCGUUUUUUAGUAAAGAGGCAGUUUAUCAUGGUGCAAAUGAAUUGGAGAUCGGUUUAAUAUUUGGCUGCUACGCCAUAGUUAACUCAAUAUGCUGCCCACUGUUUGGGUACCUUAUACCAUUAUGCGGUGCUAAGAAUAUGCUGUUGGGCGGAUUGCUUAUUUCGAGCUUGUGUUCAUUUCUAUUCAGCCAGUUAUUUCGGUUUACGAGCACCACUUUAUUCGUUGCCGGCUGCUUUGUGAGUCGGAGCAUUCAAGCGGUCGGUUGUUCUGCUUACUUUAUUGGCUCUGCUGUGAUCAUAGCACGAGAAUGGAGAGACAACAUAACGUUCGCUAUGGGACUGUCGGAAGUUUUCUUAGGAAUAGGCAUGAUAUGUGGGCCGCUGUUAGGUGGAGCAAUAUACGAGAAAGGGGGAUUUCAACUUCCUUUUAUCGGUAUUGGUUUCUUAAUGUUGAUUGGUUUAUUUAUCAAUGCGGUAGCUCUUCCGAAGUCGACAGACGAAUGCCCAACUUCAAAUUUUCUUGCCCUUAUCAAGAUCCCAAACGUUGCUGUAACUGCUAUAUUUAUGUGCGUUAUGUGGGCAGCCAUGGAUUUUAACAUGCCAACGUUAUCUUUCCAUAUGGACGCGUUGAAUGCUUCCCCUGUUGAAGUUGGUACCAUGUUCCUUAUUAUGGCAGCGGCUUAUACAAUAAAUGCCCCUCUGGUCGGUCUUGUUGCUAAAACUAAGUUCUCCGAGCGAGCCAUAAUGACAUGUGGAAGUCUUAUGGUUGGGACCAGUUUUCUCGUUAUCGGGCCUUCGCCCAUAUUUGCCCCCCUUGGCCUUACAGCAGUUAGUUACACUUGCGUUGGAAUAUCAAUGGCAAUACUUGGCGCAGGACUCAGCGCGGCACUUGUACCAACGUUUAGUGACCUAACUCACUCAGCAGUUGCUGGGGGUAUGAAGGACGAUCUUGCCACUGCUGGUCUAGUGGGCGGUGUGUUUAACGGGGCUACCUUCUUUGGUGAAUUCCUGGGGCCAACAGUAGGCGGUGCUCUAAUGCAGAAAUAUAAAGAUUACAAGAUUGUGAGUUCUCUUUUCGCUGCAUUCGUGUUCGUUCUGAUCUCUGCUAUUGGUUUUUUCUAUUUCGUGGAUUGGAGAAAAGACGUUUCAAAACGUAAGAAAAUUGAAAACAACAACGAAAAGAAACCAUGUCUUGAUACUGUGCAGACUCUGUACGAUACAAUAGAAUAAAGAAGAGAUAUUUUCUUCAAUUUACAGAAGAACGAAAAAAAACUGCGGCGAGUC